Molecule: messenger RNA, 7357 nt
Organism: Larimichthys crocea (large yellow croaker)
Lineage: Eukaryota; Metazoa; Chordata; Actinopteri; Sciaenidae
Gene: plekhh1
Product: pleckstrin homology domain containing, family H (with MyTH4 domain) member 1
Exons: 33
Coding region: 1720-6015 (1431 amino acids)
Cellular component (GO): cytoskeleton
Source: RefSeq, a predicted model, not a curated record
AGGAGACACAAAGAAGACAUCAACGAUGAGAAAAGAUCUGAUUUUAAUGAGAGCUGGUGGGCUGGAGCCUUUUUUUCCCCCCUUGCAUGACUGUGUUCUUUUUGGCUCUGACACCACGAGCGGAUACAGGCCUAUAGAACAGCAGCUGGUUUGGCAAGUUGCCCUGGUGAGGAAUGUGUGCUGCCUGUUUAGUAAAUGGAGCAAGCAAGCAAAGCAGCACAGGAGAGGCCAGAGAGGGCUGCAUCAUUUGAAAGAUAAUAAAAAAAAGUGGCAAAGCAUCCUGCUGCUGAAUAACAAGAGAAACCUGAGCUGCCUUUAUAAUACACUAACAAACUAGGACGGUGAGGAGGGAGGGGGGGUUGGUCACUGAUUUACAUGGCGUCUAAAAGUAACUGAAAACAUGAAAAUGUAUGCAAACCAAAAAAAAGCCAAGAGACUACGUUUCAACAACAUGUAAACAUAUUUAAAUACUUAAAAAAAAAAGUAGUAAUACUUAUAGCUGGAAGCCACCAGGCAAACUCUGGUUAAUGAUUAGCGAGCAUGUGGCUUUUGUGAGCCAAGAGCAUUCAUUAAAAAAAAGUGGCGCAAAAAAAAAAAAAAGCUUGGUGGUCAACGUCAACGUCCGUUAGCCGUUCGGUUUUUUUUUUCUUUUCGAAUGUGCGCCAUGAAGUCGCGAGCGAAGAACCGUUAAAGUUUAAAAAAAAAAAAAAGUUUCGACAUUCGAAUUCCAAACCGCUGCGUCGUUGAGAUUUAAAAAAAGUUAACAGACACUUUUCUUUUUUUAAAGCGACUUUCGUGGACGUUAGCUCGGAUUAAAACAACAAAAAACAACAAACACAAGCCAACGGUUCGUAUCGAGACAAAUCAAAACAGCCUCCCCGCAGUAUAGGCGCGUCACGGCGGGGGCAGAGAGAGAGAGAGAGAGGGCCGCGGGCGGGCCGGGACAGCGGGCAUGCAAGACUCAUCAUUCCUCCACACUACAGCGGCUUGGUACAGUGCAGCUGCAACCAACUGAAUACCACUCACCUCAAACCUCCCAUUCCAAGCAUGAAGGGUGAACAUGCCGUACUGUAAGAGAGUCUCGUUCUAAGGUCAAAUUCGUGAACUUGCUGCACCCUGGACGAGGAGGGGAGGUGGAGAAAUCCUGAUGACAGCAACGGUGACAAAGCGUCGUCAGCAGGAGGGGAAAAAAACAAAUAAAUCUGCAUCGCAACAGCCGUUUCCUGAAGUCAACAGUUGGUUUCUUGAACUCACAGAAAGUUUCACAGGACUCUGUGUUUACAUCCUGAAAGAAGAAAAAACCCAAGCCAGCCUUAAUGCAAUAUCCUGAGCGGCUCCUGCACAUGAGAGGGGGGCCUGGCUCCUGCAGAAACCUGAUCCGGCACUGGGCCCUUUAAAGGAAUAUGGGAUGAGUCUGUUGAAUGGAGCUCAGAGUGAAAAGUCUGCAGCUCCGACGGGAGAAACGCACACAAGCCACGGACGGACCGGAGCGACGGGAAGACAUGAAACGUUAACGCAGCGAGAAAUGAAUGAGGAAUGAGAGCGCACGGAAAGUCGACGGGCUGGAGGAGAAGUUAUGAGCUGAAUUAACGACGAAUUAACCCGGAGGAAGGUGUCCGAGAGCGGGGAAAGCCGACUGAGAGGAGAGGAGAGGCGGAGAGAGACAACAGAGUCACAAGUUCAGUCUGAGUCCAGAGGCAAGAACUCUGAAUCCUCGCCAUGGCCGACGUGCUGGAGAGCAGUGGCGGCGGUGGUGGUGGAUCGGGAGCCGUCAGAGUGGCCAGCGUGGAUUGGCAAAAGCGCUGCAUCGCUCUGGAGAUGCAGCUGCUGAGGUUCCGGCUCCAGGCGGGGAAAAUCCGAGAGCUGCUGGCAGAGAAGAUGCAGGAGUUGGAGCAGAGGGUGAUGGAGGCUGACCAGCGGGCUGAGAGUGCAGAGAAACAGAUCCAUGUCAUGGAAGAAAAGCUGAAGUCCGCAAACAUCCAACCCAGCGAAUCGGACAGCUCGUUGUACAGAAAGUAUCAAGACCUGACCAGUCAGGUUCAAGAAAAAGACGCCGUGAUAAAGAGAUUAGAGACGCAGCUGGAAAAACAGAUCUUAGUCAGAGCCCAGGAGGCAAAAGUUAUUGAGGAGAAGGCUGCCAAGAUUAAAGACUGGGUCACCUUUAAGCUCAGAGAGAUGGAGCAAGAGAACCAGCAGCUGAAAAUGGCCAACCUGAAGCAGACGGAGCAGAUAAUGUUGCUGCAGGACAAACUACAAGCUCUCUUAGAGAAACCUGCAUCCUCUGGAUCGCCUGCCACCUCCCCUGUAAUGGAUACCCACCUGGUGCCCAGCAGUCCGCUGUUUCCUCCCAGCUGCCCUGGCACGCCACCUGCCCAAGAUGACAGCUGGAGACAGACGGGUCCCCGCGGAGCCGCCUCUAAUAUCAAGAGCCUGCCAACAGAUGUGAAAAGGACUCCUGAACAGUCCUGUAAAGGGUUUUGUCUCGGAGACCUUGCAACCCACGACGCUCUUUCUCAGGGUUGGAUCAGGGAGGGUCCCAGCAGCCCUGUUUCCAUCACUGGACAAGAGCUCCCGGUGGGCUCAGACGGUCUGGCAGGCUGCUCUGACAGAGAUAACUCCUCCGAUGAGCUCAACAGCAAGUUCCGCUCUCAGUGCCUUCACUCGUCCUCUUCCUCUUCGUCUUCAUCCUCAGCCUACGAGAUGGCCCACGGGCCGAGCUCUCCAGAGUCGACCAUCAGACUAACACCCAAAAGCCCCCUUCUGUCCCGCUCCCCCUCCACCAACAACCCGUUCCCUAAUCCUCCGGUUCACCAGUCGGGCACCAGCAUGACGUUACCCAAAGUACGGACUCCGCUCACCCCGAGAGACAGCAUCCAGCUGGUCAAGAAGCAUUACAGCCAGCCGCAGCCCAGCCUGGACAGACUUCACCACCUCAACGUCAACAUAGACAUCAUGACCCCGUCCUCCACUUCCUCCACCCUCAAGAGCACAGGCACCGCCACCAUGCCCUUCUCGCAGGUCGUGGAAGAAACGGACAUCGACGACGGGCUUUCUGACAGCAUGGACGGGGUGGUGGAGGGGUCCGAAUCAGAGGAGCUCUCCCGGGAUGGAGUCUCCUUUGUGGGGCUCGCUGAAGAACUAGAGCGGCUGGAUCCGGAGGUUCUGAAGCCCCCGACGCCUCCUUUACACCGCUUCCCCUCAUGGGAGAGUCGCAUCUACGCCGUGGCCAAGUCAGGAAUGAGAGUGUCAGAGGCCAGUCCUGGAGCCCGAGGCCCCGGACGAGGGUCCAACUUACCCCAAUAUCCAGCGGCAGGUCCGUUCACCCAGUUGAUCUAUAAGAAUAUCAACGUACCAGUCUACACCACACUGAAAGGGAAAGCCACUCAGAUCAGCAGCGUACCUCUACCUGAUGACGACUCUGGGUCUGAAGACGACAGCAGCUCUCUGGCCAGUUUACGGACCUCCAUCCUGAGCCCGGACAGGAAGGGCAGCGUGCCGGGGAGCCCGCGUGCUGUCAAGAGAGGUGUGUCCAUGUCCUCCAUCAGCUCUGAGAGUGACUAUGCCAUUCCUCCUGACGCCUACUCCCUGGACAGCGACUACUCCGAACCAGAACAUAAAGUCCAGCGUACCUCGUCUUAUUCCUGUGAGAGCACCGGGCCUGAGAUGCUGGAGAAGUCUGGCUAUCUGCUGAAGAUGGGCAGUCAGGUGAAAGCUUGGAAACGUCGCUGGUUCAUCCUGAGGAACGGAGAGAUCCUCUACUACAAAUCUCCCAGUGACGUGAUCAGGAAGCCUCAGGGUCAGAUUGAGCUCAACUCAUCCUGCCGUAUAGUUCGCGGAGAAGGAGCACAAACUUUUCAAUUGAUUACAGAGAAGAAGACCUUCUAUCUGACCGCCGAUUCACCCAACAUCCUCGAGGAGUGGAUCAGGGUUCUGCAGAACAUACUCAAAGUCCAAGCGAGCAGCCCCGUCACCGUGGAAACCACCGCCAAGCCGACCGUGAGAGGCUGGCUUACAAAGGUCAAGCAUGGACACUCGAAGCUGGUGUGGUGUUCCCUGGUUGGAAAAAUCUUCUACUACUAUCGUAAUCAGGAAGACAAGUUGCCUCUUGGGCAGCUCCAGAUGCGCGAGGCCUCCGUGCAGGAAGUGGAUCGUUCCUGCGAUUCAGACGAAGACUACGAGACGGGCAGUCGAGGUUUCCUCUCCUCACACUGCACCUUAGUGGUCCAACCGAGAGACCAGAGUCCUACGUACCUUCUCAUCGGGACCAAGCAGGAGAAGGACACGUGGUUGUAUCACCUGACUGUGGCAGCGGGCAGCAGCGCAACGUUCAAAGUGGGCACAGAGUACGAGCAGCUCAUCGGCAAACUGCUCGAUGCAGAAGGAGACCCAGAAUCUGUCUUGUGGAGGAGCGAGGCCUUGAGCUUCUGUAAGGAAGGUCUGCGCUCGCCUCUCACCACUCUGCCCUCUGAAGCUCUGCAGACAGAAGCUCUCAAGCUUUUCAAGUCCUGUCAGCUCUUCAUCAACGUGCUGGUCGAGUCUCCGUCUGUCGAUUACCACACCUCGCUGGCCCAGAAUGCUUUGCAAGUGUGCCUGACCCACCCGGAGCUGCAGAACGAAAUGUACUGUCAGCUCAUCAGGCAGACCAACCGCCGCACGCCGCACAACUACUCCCUCACACAGUGCUGGCAGCUGUUGUCUCUGUGUGUGGCUCUCUUCCUUCCUCAACAACAUUUCCUUUGGUACCUCAGACAGUACCUGCAACGCAACGCUGACCCAAGGAGUGAGGUGGGGAAGUACGCGGUGUACUGUCAGAGGUCUGUGGAGCGAACGCUGCAGAACGGAGAGCGGGAGGCCAAACCUUCACGUAUGGAGAUCGUCUCCAUCCUGCUGAGAAACCCGUACCAUCAUUCACUGCCAUUCAGCAUCCCGGUCCACUUCAUGAACAACACGUACCAGGUGGUGGGUUUCGACGGCUCCACCACAGUGGAAGAGUUCCUCAACACGCUGAACCAGAGGAUCGGCGUGAGGAAGCCUCAGCUGUCUGGCUUUGCCCUCUUUACUGACGAUCCAUCUGGCAAAGACCUGGAGCACUGCCUGCAGCCGUCUGCCAAGAUCUGUGACGUGAUUUCCAAGUGGGAGCAGGCCCUGAAAGAGCUGCAUCCUGGGAAGAACGAGGGAACACGGAUCGUCCGCCUAACUUAUAAGAGCAGGUUGUGUUUCAGAGCUCAGGUGAAAGGUGAGACGGAGCGAGAGCGCCUCCUGCUGGCGUACCAGGUGAACGACGAGGUUCAACAAGGUCACUUCCCCGUGAACAAAGAGCUGGCUCUAGAGGUGGCUGCCCUCAUGGCACAGGUUGAGCACGGUGAUGUGGAGAGAUCAGCUGCUGCCUCGUCUCCUGUCGGCUCUCCUCAGCCUAAAUCUCAGCUGAUUCUCCUGCAGGCUUUAGAGCGCUUCUACCCCAAACGCUACAAACAGGACUGCAGCUCAGAGCAGCUCAGAGAUCUUACUGAGCGUCUGGCCACUAAGUGGUCUAUGCUACGUGGGUGCAGUGCAUCCGAGUGUGUGAGAAUAUACCUGACUGUGGCUCGGAAAUGGCCGCUGUUUGGAGCCAAACUCUUCAGUGCCAAGCCUGUCCCGCCUUCUCCUGUCGAGCAGAGCCAGGUGUGGCUGGCAGUCAAUGAAGAUGGAUUGUGUGUGCUGGACUAUACAAUGCACACGCUGGUCACAUAUUCCUACCAGUCUGUGAUUACCUUCGGCGGUUGCCGUGAUGACUUCAUGGUGGUCACGAGCCAGCAGAGGGAGCCUGGAGUUGGGAAGAAGAGCGUGGAGAAGCUGGUCUUUGCAAUGGCUAAACCAAAGAUACUGGAGCUGACUCUGCUCAUGGCCAGCUACAUGAACCACUGGAACCCCGGCCUCCUCCCGUCUGCCUCAAACCAGCCCCUCGGCCACUGGGACGUAGACAGCCGCCACUUCCCCGCGAUGAACUACACCACCAAGGGCCCCACGCUACUGUGAAUUGUGCAAGAACAACAAAGACUGUUUGACUACGGGGGGAGGAGGACGGGAGUGACGACAACAGUUACCUUUAGUCUGCAUUCAUGUGGAGUGCAUCGGGUUGCGUGUCCGGGUUUUAUAUUUUACAUUACAGGUACUAGGAGAUUAUUUUUUCAAGCGUUUUUUUUAUUAAGAUUUAGAUUUAGAAACGUCAGGAUGAGUCUUCGUAGACUAUUUAUUUCUACAACUAGAGUGUUUCAGCUCUGCUUUAUUUAGACGUACACUCAUGUUUUCUGAUUCCUCGAUUAAAAUCUGACGCCACUCGUCAUAUUUCCACUUACUCUGACCAUCGUGUCUUCAAGACUCUUUUCUUUCAUAAACACAAAGCUGUCGCCAUCAGAGAGCUGGGCAGACUGGAAUACAGUGUGUGUGUGUGUGUGCGUCUGUGUGUGUCACUGUGUAUUUACCAUGAGCGAUCACUCGUACUUGACAAUGAAAUAUAGUUUGAAUUCAUUUAUGAGGUACUGUGCAAUUAGAAAAGGGACUGAUGUGGCAUGUGAGACUUCAGUUUCAUAGUGUUUAGUGUCUUAAUUUGAUAUAAUCGAUAUAAUAUUACUAAUUUAGAGCUGCGAUAAACGGUUAUUCUCAUCAUAGAUUCAUCUGAAGCUCAGUUUAUUGUCCAGAAAAUGUCUAUCCCAGACGUUGAUGUCCAAAAUCAGAGCAAAUGUUCACAUUUGAGUUGCUUUAAAAUGACCUAAAUGAUGAACUGAUUAUGAAAAUUAGCUGUAUUCUUUAUAUGAUUUGGCUUUUCUAUAUAAAAAAUGAGGUAUGGCUGCUUUACCCAGAUAAAUUAAAGUCAUAUUAAGAAACUUAAAAAAAAAAAUUCAACUAGAUGUUAAUAUUAAACUUGUUUAUCUAACAUAAAGCAGCAAAUCUGCGACUAAUGUAACGUUACUGAGGUACACAAUAAUAGGGAUGGGAUAUAUAACAGUGAUAUACUGUAUCUAUGAUGCAUCUGUGAAGUUUUGGUCUUUCAUCAUAUUUCUUAUACUACAUGUUCGACAAACAAAUUCAAGAGCUACAAAAAUAUUUGAAUGACUUGAACUGUUUUUGGAUCAAACCACUGUCUUUUUUUUUUUUUUUUUUUUUUUUUUGCUUAAAAAGGUUUAACGUUUUCCACGACUGUCACGUUUAUCCUGGAAGACUUAGUGUCCUUUUCCUAGCAGAGUAAUUUAAGAGCAGAGUAUGUUUGUUUGGUUUCCGUAUCUGUGCUAGAGCGUGUUACAAAUGUUCAAAGAUGACUGUGUCUUUAUGUUGCCUCAUGUUGUCAGUGUGUGAGAUAAUAAAGGAAACGGUACAACAA